Cygnus olor (mute swan) is the source of this 2624-nucleotide messenger RNA. It is a transcript of the gene HNRNPA2B1, whose product is annotated as heterogeneous nuclear ribonucleoprotein A2/B1. The coding region runs from base 229 to 1278 and encodes 349 amino acids. The record is from RefSeq and is a predicted model, not a curated record. Lineage: Eukaryota; Metazoa; Chordata; Aves; Anseriformes; Anatidae. The transcript is spliced from 11 exons. Gene Ontology annotation, molecular function: RNA binding.
AGGAGGAGGAGGAGGAGGGGAGCGGCGGCGCAGGGCGGGCGCGGCGGCGGUCGGGGCUGGGCUGGGCGAGCAGUGCGCGCCGGCGGCUGACGGGGCAGAGCGCACGCCGCCGCCUCCGCGCCAGCUGCGAGCUCCUACCGUCGUCGCCGCCGGCACAGGAGGGGGGCCAAGACGUCUCUCCAACGGGGGGCGAGCGCAGGACCGCGCCAGGCGUCCAAAAGAAGGAAGAUGCCUCGCGGCGACAGGGAGAGCGACUGGAGGGAAAAGGAGCAGUUCCGCAAGCUGUUCAUUGGCGGCUUAAGCUUUGAAACAACAGAGGAAAGCUUGAGGAAUUACUACGAGCAAUGGGGCAAGCUUACAGAUUGCGUGGUAAUGAGGGAUCCUGCAAGCAAAAGAUCAAGGGGGUUUGGUUUUGUAACAUUCUCCUCAAUGGCUGAAGUUGAUGCAGCCAUGGCUGCAAGACCUCACACGAUUGAUGGAAGGGUGGUGGAGCCUAAGAGAGCUGUGGCUAGAGAGGAAUCUGGAAAACCUGGUGCUCAUGUCACUGUGAAAAAACUAUUUGUUGGUGGUAUUAAAGAGGACACCGAAGAGCACCACCUUCGUGACUACUUUGAGGAAUAUGGAAAAAUUGACACUAUUGAAAUCAUUACUGACAGACAGUCUGGUAAAAAGAGAGGGUUUGGAUUUGUUACAUUUGAUGACCAUGAUCCUGUGGAUAAAAUCGUAUUGCAGAAGUAUCACACCAUCAAUGGCCAUAAUGCAGAAGUAAGGAAAGCUCUCUCUAGACAGGAAAUGCAGGAAGUUCAGAACUCUAGGAGCGGGAGAGGAGGGAACUUUGGUUUUGGUGAUGCACGUGGAGGUGGUGGCAACUUUGGUCCGGGGCCUGGCAGCAAUUUCAGAGGGGGAGCCGAUGGAUAUGGGAGUGGCCGUGGAUUUGGUGAUGGGUAUAAUGGAUAUGGUGGGGGACCUGGAGGUGGCAACUUCGGUGGCAGUCCUGGUUACGGAGGAGGAAGAGGAGGAUACGGUGGAGGAGGACCUGGAUAUGGCAACCAGGGUGGGGGCUAUGGAGGUGGUUAUGACAACUAUGGAGGAGGCAAUUACGGAAGUGGAAACUACAAUGAUUUUGGAAACUACAACCAGCAGCCAUCCAAUUAUGGUCCAAUGAAGAGUGGAAAUUUUGGUGGCAGCAGGAACAUGGGGGGACCAUAUGGUGGAGGAAACUAUGGUCCAGGGGGCAGUGGAGGAAGUGGUGGAUAUGGAGGGAGGAGCCGUUAUUGAGCUUCUGCAAGCUUGCCAUGGCUAUGAUAUGAACCCUGGACAAGCAUAGACUGCUGCCACUGUACUCUGCUACAGUUGAACAAAUGAGACCUGCAAGUGUCCAUUAGUAAAGCUUUGCAAGGGUUCCAUCCCUGGUGUUGGUAGUUAAAAUGGUAGGUCACAAGUUAAUUAAAUCAUACAACUUUAUUUUUGCAUCCUGCAACAUUUUAUUUUUCUUGGGAGUCUAUGCAUUAUGGUGGUUGCAAGGUAAUGCAAUGAAGGUAGCUCUGUGCUGUUGAAAAUGAACUAUGUUGUUAUGUGUCUUGUCUACUGUAAUCUGUUUUAUAUAACACAUUUCAUCCUGAAGGUUCCCAAGUAACUUUAGACUGUUUACGUGUAAGGAAAAAAAUUGCACCACAGAAUACAUCUGCCUCUGUGAAGGAAUGUGUCGUCCAUUCUUAUAGCAACUGCAUAAGCAGUUCUUUAGGAGGGGAAGUGAAAACUUCAAAUGAAACUGCAGGUGGUAUUUUAUGAGUGUAUAAUGUAAUUACUUAAUCUGGAAUUUGGCUAGAAUGAUGAGGUUUCCACCAUUUUUUAUAGUUCUUGCAGCUAAUAAACCUUAGUGCCAAAUUCAGUCAGCCUUACUCGCAAUUGCAUUCGAUGUUUGCUCCUCAAAUUAAUGAAAACUCACCAACUAAUGAGUUAUUCAGAGUAUGGGUGGCAUACUCUAUUAGAUCUGUUUUUUAAAUUAAAAUCAACAAAACCCACCAAGAAAAAACAACAAUAACAAAAAAAAAUGCCCGCACCCUAACUUCAAAGUUCCAUUGCCUUUGACAGGCUACUACCUACUGAAGAACGUGGACUCAGCUAACAAAAGUCCUGUUCCUUUUGUGUUAGACACACCAGUGAACUGCUUAUUACUUUUUUAAAAAAAAAUGGCUGAAGUUCCCCUAUUGGUAAUUUGGUUUAGACAUAUGUGAUAAACAUCUUCAGAUACACUUUUUUUUUCUUUGGCAGGAAGGUGCCAUGCUGCAGGUAACUAAUGAAGAAGUGGUCAACCACAGAAACGCUUCAAGAAAUAAGAAAUUCUGUAUCAUCAGAAAAUAGUUGUUUUUGCUGCCUUCAUUAAAAAAAACCUAGAGGUUAAAUGAAUACUGAUAAAAUAUCACAAUUAGUACAGCUCCCUGUAAUGCUGGGUUUUUUAAAUGAUAGUAAUAAUUGUCUUGUAAACCUUUCGAAUAAAAUCCAGAUUCGGUAGGAGAAACAAAUUACUAAUGUUAAAAUAGCAAACAUUCUGUGAGUUGAAGGUUUAACUACAUAUUUUUAUAACUUUCAUAGCUUUAAAAUAAAGUAUUUUUAUACCAAAA